AUGUCAGACCGCAACUAUGAAAUCGCGUGGAAUCUUUUGAGAGAGCGUUACGAUAACAAGCGUGUCAUCGUGCACACGCAUAUUAAAGCCAUCACGGAGCUGCCGUCUAUGAAUAAGGAAAAUGCUUGCGAAUUAAGGCAAAUUGCCGACGGCGCGUCAAAACACAUACAUGUCUUGCAGGCAUUAGGGCGUCCGAUCUACGACGAUCUACUCGUGCACGUAGUAAGCUCUAAACUCGAUUCCUUAACAUUGCGAGAAUGGCAAAAUUCUUUGACCGGGCAAAAACUUCCGACCUUCAAACAGCUUGCUAGUUUUAUUACUCAUCGUUGCCAAGCCCUCGAAGCUACCGGCAAGUCAGAUGCUAUCCAUACGAAGAACGGUAACGCGCGUUCAACAAACGAAAAGCAGCGAGCGGCGUGUGUCGCGACGGUAAAAUUCAAGUGCACUUACUGCAGCGGGGAGCAUUCUAUAUAUAGUUGCAAGAACUUUUUAGCUCUCCCUGUUCCUUGUAGAAAUUCCGAAAUUCGCAAAUUAAAGGUUUGCUAUAAUUGUUUACGUUCUACGACUCACAUCGCGAACAAGUGCCCAUCGGGCAAUUGUCGAGUCUGUAAGGCGAAACACAACACGUUAUUGCAUGAAUCGUCGACUCCCGAGAAGCUCGAUGGCGAUCAGGAAAACAAUCCAAAGCCGAGCUCAGCGACAACACCGACUGCGCUAGUGGCGCACGUGUCGCAUCUUUCGGACGGCAAGUACGUCAUGCUAUCCACGGCUGCCGUGUACGUCUACAACAAUGCGGGCGCGCGAAAACUUUGUCGUGUGUUGCUGGAUUGCGGUUCAAGGCUAACUUUGUCUCUAAAAGCUUCGUAUCUGCUCUCGGUCUAA
Temnothorax curvispinosus is the source of this 882-nucleotide messenger RNA. RefSeq lists its product as uncharacterized. The coding region runs from base 1 to 882 and encodes 293 amino acids. The transcript has a single exon. Lineage: Eukaryota; Metazoa; Arthropoda; Insecta; Hymenoptera; Formicidae. The record is from RefSeq and is a predicted model, not a curated record.